This is a messenger RNA of Athalia rosae (coleseed sawfly), 3007 nucleotides long. Its product is annotated as dnaJ homolog subfamily C member 21. Gene Ontology annotation, cellular component: cytoplasm. The coding region runs from base 426 to 2483 and encodes 685 amino acids. Gene Ontology annotation, molecular function: nucleic acid binding; zinc ion binding. Lineage: Eukaryota; Metazoa; Arthropoda; Insecta; Hymenoptera; Athaliidae. The record is from RefSeq and is a predicted model, not a curated record. The transcript is spliced from 2 exons.
CUGACUGAUUCACAUGAGCGACUUGCUAAAAAAUAAUCCAAUUUCUAGUGUGUGUUGUAAUACCUCAAUUUCGUACAAAAUUUAGACUUGUCACCGAUUCGUAAUUCAAAACGACUGGUGUUUUUUCUGAGUGAUUUCAUUAAGGGUUUUUCUAGGACAUCGUUACUCUGGCUAUUUAGUAGCUAUGGCACCUUCGUAAUUAUACAGAAUAGAUAGUGUGAUCAUGAAGAAUCAAAAUAAGAAAGAUUAUUUGACAUUAAAUAAUUGAUACCUUUCUGAAGGUACAAGGCUCCAGCUGUCUAUGCGUAUCGGAGUAUAAAGUUUUCAUACACAUUUGUAAUUGAACUGACAAUAUUUUUACCAUAUAUGUACAUUUCAACUGAUUACCUGUCUUUGGUGCAAUAUAAUUUUCGAUAAAGACCAAGAUGAAAUGCCACUACGAGGUACUAGGAGUUCCAAGAGAUGCGUCUGACGAUGAUUUGAAAAAAGCAUAUAGAAAACUUGCUUUAAAAUGGCAUCCUGAUAAGAACUUAGAGAACACGGAAGAUGCUAAAGAACAGUUUCAAUUCGUUCAACAAGCUUGGGAGGUCUUGAGUGACCCGCAUGAGCGAGCUUGGUAUGAUAAUCAUAGGGAAGCAAUUUUAAAAGGAGGCAUUGGAGAAGACUACAAAGAUGAUUCUCUUAAUUUGUUCCCAUAUUUCACGACCAGUUGCUAUAAAGGCUAUGGGGAUGAUGAAAAAGGAUUCUAUAUGGUCUAUAGAAAAGUCUUUGAACAAUUAGUAGCUGAAGAUUCAGAGUUUGCUCAUGGAGAAGAUUCGGAUAAGGAGAUACCAGAUUUUGGGGACUCCAGCAGCUCAUAUCAAGAUGUUGUCCAUGAGUUUUAUGCUUACUGGCAGAGUUAUAGUACAAAAAGAUCAUUCGCUUGGUUGGAUCCACAUGACAUUCGUGCUAUUCGAAACAGAAGAGUAUUAAGGUUAGUAGAAAAAGAAAAUAAAAAAGUCAGAGAUAAAGCAAGAAAAGAACGCAAUGAACAAGUUCGAAAUCUUGUGGCUUUUGUUCGGAAACGGGACAAGCGAGUGCAAGCACAUGCACAGGUCUUAGCGGAGAAGGCUAAAGAAAAUGCUAAAAAAGUACAGGAACGAACAAAACAACAGCGUCUCCAGCGUCGCCAAGAAAUGGAAAAUUACACAGAGUCAGAAUGGUCAAAAUUUUCAAACAUGGAAAAAGAUCUAAAAUUGAUCGAAGCAAAUCUUGCUGCUGAGUUUGGUGAAAAUGUAGCUUCAGAUGUAGAUUCUGAAGACGAUGACAAUUUGGACACUAGUGCUUUAUAUUGUGUUGCCUGCAACAAAAUAUUCAAGACACAAAAAGCAUUUUCAAAUCAUGAAAACUCUAAAAAGCAUAAAGAUAAUAUUUCAACUAUGAAAGCUUCUCUACUGGAUGAAGAUGAAGAGUUUGCAAGUAACAGCGAUGAGUACAAUUCAGAUUCAAAUUCAGAAUCUGAAAACAACAAAGCUUCGUCUUUGCAUCAGAAGCUGAAAGGUGUCAGACUUGCAACCGGUCCAGAAAUGCCAGACUUCUUAUUAAAUCCAAGUUCCAAUGUCAAUAGUAUUGAUCAAGAUAAUGAACAGCCAAGCACAUCUGAUGGGGAAAUGAUGUCAGAUUACGAGUCUAACUCUAAAAAGCAAAAAAACAGGAGAAAACAGUCGAAGGAUCCUUCCAUAAAAUUAGCUACUGGUCCAGAAAUGGAAGAUUUUCUUGAUACGACCACUAAUGUACCCAAUAGACAAGACCAGCAGGAUGAACUUACUUCGGAAGCAGAAUUAAUAUCGGACCAGGAAAGCUUGCGUGACAAUCUGCUCAACAAAUCCCGAAAAAACAAAAAAAAGAAAGGAAAAAAUGUUCAUAAAGUUGUUCUUGAACAGACUACUGACGAAGAACAAGAGUUUGAACCCCAUCUUGGGCUAUCAAAAAAACAGCGGAAAAAGCAAGACCAGAGAAAAGCUCUUACUGAAAAACUCAUCGGUGAUAACAAGCAGUCGAAUGAUAAUACUGCUGCUGGAACUCCACAAGAAGAUGCCGAUGAAACUGCUGAGCCCAUGAUCAACGAUAUCGCCGAAGCAAGUCAAAUAGUUUCUGAAAAUUCUGACUUGAAUUCGGAAGGAGAUUCAAAUGUGGCUAGUUCAACUCAAAGUAAUAAAAAAUCAAAAGGCAAGAAAGCUAAGGAAGCAAAGAGGAAUCAAACACAAGGCACUGGUGAAAGCAAACCAAAAGAAAAGAAAGGAAAAAAAAGUACUAUUGAUGACGUCCAAGAUUUUGCACAUUGUUGUGUGUCUUGCAAAGCAGAAUUCCCGACAAAAAAUAAGUUAUUUGACCAUUUGAAGAAAACUGGUCAUUCCGUGUACAUCCCAAAUUUAUCUAAGUCUAAAAAAAAUGUAGAAAAGGUAUCAAAAAGCAAAAAAAAUAGGACUAAAGACAGCGAUUAGGAUCUGUUGGAAAUUAGUUUUAUAAUUCAAUCAUUGCUUCGGACACAAAUCCGAAUAUGAGUAGGUCUCCAUCAUGUGGAAUGUAGCUUCGUGUUUUAUCACAUUUUCAAUUUGAAGUGCAUCAAAUCAUCUUACUUCAUCCUUUCAAGAGUGUCAAAUCCUCUCAAAUUUUGACAUAAGUUUACCUUACCACAGAUCACAGUAAUUUAUAAAUGACUUUGAAGUAGUAAGACCAUUUCCAUAGCUUCGUCUCUAUGAGGUGUCACGUUUGUAGCAAUCUUUCAACAAAAUAUUAUUCUUGUUAAAAAUGACAAUUUCGAAGUCUCUUGACUUUCUUUCACCUGUGAAAAUCAUUUCGUUGUAACUACUCACCAUGGAUAUCUUUGAAAAAAAAUUUAUUCGUAUGAGCCUUUAGAGACAAUGCCAAUUCGCAGCUACAUAAGCUUGUUUCUCCAUGUAUUGGUCAACUAAGUUGACCACUAGCAAUAACAAUAUGUUCUGCAAUAAAGACAAUGCAAAGUAAA